UAAACAAUUUCAGGAACUUUGGCAAUAAAUAAAUAAAUUGAACAACUGUUUUUGGGCUGGUCUCUAAACGCGGGGGCCAUUUUACUAGUUCUCAGGAAACUAUCAAAAUCCCACAAAUUCUACAGAAAUUUCAUCAUUUUUAUUUAUUUAUUCAAACUUUUAAAGGCUUUCCGUCGCUUAAUCAACCGUCUUCAGCACCAAUCCAAACUCUUAAUUUCCAUUGACAUUUUUCAAAAUUCAAUUUAUUUAAUUAUUAAUUUUCCUUCUGUGUGUGAUUUGGGAGGCUGUUUCUGAAGAUGGAAAUCGAGGAAAAACAAGCAGAGGUAAUUGAUCAUUUCGUGAAGCAAGUAUCAGCUCAGAAGGGCUCGGCUCUUGGCUCCGUUUUCGUUGAAGCGACGUCGCAUCCUUCACUUUUCGCCUUCUCUGAGAUUCUUGCUGUGCCCACUGUCGCUGAGCUAGAAGGAACUGACAACUCGGUGCACCUUGAGAUGCUUCGAUUGUUUGCACAUGGAACAUGGAGCGAUUAUAAGAGAAAUAGCUGUAAGUUUCCUCAACUGGUCCCAGAUCAAGUUCUCAAGUUAAAGCAACUUACUGUCCUUACACUUGCCGAGACAAAAAAGGUACUAUCAUAUGAUCAGCUAAUGCUGGAGUUAGAUGUCACAAAUGUCCGUGAACUUGAAGAUUUUCUAAUCAAUGACUGCAUGUAUGCUGGUCUAGUUAGAGGAAAGCUGGAUCAGCUGCGAAGAUAUUUUGAGGUUCAAUUUGCUGCUGGGAGGGAUUUGAGGCCAGGACAACUUGGAAGUAUGAUACAAACACUAUCAAACUGGUUGGCUACGUCAGAUAACUUACUUGUCACAAUUCAAGACAAGAUAAAAUGGGCUGAUACAAUGAGUGAGUUGGACAAGAAACACCGAAAGGAGCUUGAAGAUAGGGUGAUGGAAGUAAAGAAAGCUGUCUCCGUCAAGGAGGGGUGGUCAUGUGAAAGAGAGUUCUUUAAUUCUUCCAAAAAUGCUUAGACAGAAAAAGUUUGGAGCUUAAAGCUGCAACUUGUUAAAUGCAAAUGAGUGAGCUUAACUGGAUCUAGGAGUAGCAUGCCAUGACUUUACUCAUUCGAUAUCGAGGUAUGUUGGUCGAUGAGGCUUAUUUUGUGCCAGAAGUUACAGACUGCAAGCAGGCCAAUACUGACUUCUAAGGGCUCAAUGAAAUCAACUCUAAACCUGGUGGAAUGAUGGACUUUGAGGAAGACCAAAGCCGACACAAGAGAGGAGAAGGAAUCUGAUGUCCUGAAGAAAGAACAUGCAACUUAUUGGACGGCGUUUAGAAGACCAACCAGAUUUUUGUUCACGAUAGUCCCAGUAACCAAUGAUUCUGCUUUUCAGGCAGUGAUAGUGCUGCUUUGGUAGUGAAUUUGACAAUUGUGGCGUUAUAAUUUCAGAAUUGUUAGCAUAUCGUAAACCCAUUGUUAUUCCUAUUGAGUUGGGAAAGAUAGGACAAAACACAGACUCAAAAUUUAGAACACUUAGAUAUCCAAGAUUUACAAAUUCAAGUUAUUUCACUUUUUAAUCAUGCACUUCAUGCUGCAUCAUGAAGAUUAUAUAUGGCUGAUAGUUCCAUUAUGUUAGAAAA
Molecule: messenger RNA, 1626 nt
Organism: Gossypium arboreum
Lineage: Eukaryota; Viridiplantae; Streptophyta; Magnoliopsida; Malvales; Malvaceae
Product: COP9 signalosome complex subunit 7-like
Exons: 9
Coding region: 297-1016 (239 amino acids)
Cellular component (GO): COP9 signalosome
Source: RefSeq, a predicted model, not a curated record